Molecule: messenger RNA, 1771 nt
Organism: Cololabis saira (Pacific saury)
Lineage: Eukaryota; Metazoa; Chordata; Actinopteri; Beloniformes; Belonidae
Gene: npy7r
Product: neuropeptide Y receptor Y7
Exons: 2
Coding region: 196-1311 (371 amino acids)
Biological process (GO): G protein-coupled receptor signaling pathway
Cellular component (GO): membrane
Molecular function (GO): neuropeptide Y receptor activity
Source: RefSeq, a predicted model, not a curated record
UCACAGUGAAUCCGGAGCCACGGAGUCAGUAACUCACAGACGAGCCACAAGAUGCGCACCACGGGCUGGGAGGAGCUUUGAGAUAUUUUUCCCCCACUUGUUUCACACCACUCUCUCGAGAACACUCGCUUCCCAAAGGAGAUAUAAGAAGAAAAGGCGACGGCCGCUGCUGCGAUAUCAGCAUCUGCCAAGAAAAUGAGCCCGCCAGACACCACCAACAGCACAGGAGGGGGGGAGUCUGGUGAAACCGAUCCCUCGCUUCUGCUCAACGAUAGCGUGGGUUUCCACGCACCCGGUUUCCACACCGACAUCACCAAGCACCUCGCAGUGCAGAUCACCUUGAUCACGGCUUAUUCCCUCAUCAUUCUGCUGGGGCUGCUGGGUAAUUCCCUGGUCAUCUACAUGAUCAUUCGCUACAGGAGCAUGCGGACGGUGACCAACUUCUUCAUAGCUAACCUGGCCCUGGCAGACCUACUUGUGAACACUCUCUGCCUGCCCUUCACUCUGGUUUACACGCUGCUAGAUGAGUGGAAGUUCGGGGCUUUGCUGUGCCACAUGGUGCCCUUCGCUCAGGCCCUCAGCGUGCACGUGUCCAUCCUGACCCUCACCGUCAUAGCUCUGGAGCGUUACCGCUGUAUCGUCUUUCACCUGGGCCGGCGCCUGACAUGGCGCUCCAGCUUCCUCAUCAUGGCCUUUACCUGGACUACGUCUGCCGUCCUGGCGGCUCCCCUGGCCAUCUUCAGAGAGUACCGCAAGGAGGAGAUCCCCUCCAUCAACCUCCACAUCGCAGUCUGCUCCGAGAAGUGGCCCCACGGGACCAGCAGGGACGGGGUCAUCUACAGCUUCUCAAUGCUUCUCCUGCAGUAUAUCAUUCCUUUAGCUAUGAUCAGCUACGCUUACAUAUGCAUCUGGGUCAAACUGAAGAAUCACAUCAGCCCAUCCAGCCGCAGCGACAGCGUCAACCGACGCAAAAAGACCACAAAGAUGCUGGCCCUGGUGGUGGUGGUGUUUGCCACCUGCUGGCUGCCUUUCCACGUGUUCCAGGUGGCCAGCGAUCUGGACCUAGUGCUGCGGUUAAAGGAGUAUAAACUCAUAUACACAGUGUUCCAUGUCGUCGCCAUGUGCUCCACUUUUGCCAAUCCUUUCUUGUACGGGUGGAUGAAUAAAAACUACAGGAAUGGCUUCCUCAUGGUCUUCCGUUGUGAGGACAAGCCAGAUACCUUUCACCCGGAGGGCUCAUUCAGGACACGCUCCAUACGAGGGCCGACUCUGAACGGUCGUAACGGAGGACACCCUCCUACCGCCGUGUGAAACGUACGCAAGCUCUAGCACCUGUAGAGUAUGAGCUCAGUAGGCACAUCUCUACUCUGAGGAGUGCGUGUUCCCACAUCCUUCAGACUUGAAUGGGUCUCAGUAGCCAUCUCACUGAAAAAGACCCAAAGCUUUGCAUGGAAAUUGCUUUAUGUGAAGCUCAUUGUUCCUUUGUGAAUGGUACUAGUGAAUUACAUAUGUCAAACCUAUUCAAAUAUGUGUUAAAGCUGUUUAUUUGGGUGUCAUUUACCUUGGAUCGAUGUAUUCUUUGUCCUCCAGUGAAUGCAAACUCUCAUUCGUAAAUAAUGUCAAAUUUAAUAUACUUACUAAUGGAAGAGUGAUUAUAGUGGCUUCAUUAAUCCAAAAUUUGCACUUUGAUUAAUUACAGAGAUCCAACAGCAAAAGAUACGGUCUUUAUCCAAGAAAUCCAAGGGAACUGUAACCCCCCCCCCCCCCUCUU